This is a messenger RNA of Schistocerca nitens (vagrant locust), 7595 nucleotides long. It is a transcript of the gene smog, whose product is annotated as probable G-protein coupled receptor 158. Bases 1 to 1551 code for a protein of 516 amino acids. Gene Ontology annotation, cellular component: membrane. Lineage: Eukaryota; Metazoa; Arthropoda; Insecta; Orthoptera; Acrididae. The record is from RefSeq and is a predicted model, not a curated record. The transcript is spliced from 13 exons. Gene Ontology annotation, molecular function: G protein-coupled receptor activity. Gene Ontology annotation, biological process: G protein-coupled receptor signaling pathway.
AUGUUGAAACUGACGGAUGACAGAUCGGACGGCGGCCUGGUGUUCCUGCCACUCGAGGUGGCCGCCUGCAACCACAGCCUGGUGCUGCUCCCUGCGGGCAGGACGUGCACUCGCCACCACGCACAGUGCGAACGCGCGUCGGCGGACAACUACACGUGCUGGUGUGUGGGUGCGGGCGACGCUGUGGCGGCUGGCGCGGGGGCGGCGGUCGCCUCCUGGAACUUCCGGCGCGCGGAGCUGGAGGAGGCGCUGCUGCAUGCCGCCAACAACCUCACACUGCUCAGGUGUCCUGGGUGCGCCGAGCCGUGGUGCGGCGCUGCUGGCGAGGACGUGGACGCGCCCUGGGGCGCGGUGCGGCACGCCGUGCUCGCCGUCCAGCUGCUCUGCAUGUUCGCCGCCGUCUCGCUCGCCUGGGUCGUCUUCCGGCAGCGCAAGUGCAAGACGAUAGCUGCCGGCAUGUGGACCAUCCUGGAAACCAUACUACUCGGAGAGUUCCUGUUGUACGCCACGGUGCCGGUGCAGCUGCUGGCGCCGUCCGUGGUUCGCUGUCUGCUGGAGGCCUGGCUGCGCGAGAUCGGCUUCGUCGUCUGCUACGGCGCCAUCAUCCUCAAGCUCUACAGGAUCCUGAUCGAGUUCCGGACGCGCAAGGCCCACCGCUGGGUGGUGCGCGACAAGGACCUGCUGAAGUACCUGUCCGGCAUGGUGGUGGUGGCGCACGGCUACAUGGCCGCCUGGACCGCCUCGACGCUCAACUUCCUGGCCGACGGGCACGAGCUGGUGGCCCGGGGACGCACGCCCGACGGCCGACCCUUCCUCACCUGCCGGGCCCUCUGGUGGGACUACGUCACCGAGGCCGGUGAGCUACUGAUGGUGGCGUUCGGGCUGCACCUGGGCUUCGCGUCUCGCAACGCGGCGUCGCCGUACGAGGAGCGGCGCUGGCUGUGCGCGGCGCUUUGCAUCGAGCUGGUGGGCUCGGCCGCCUACUACGCGGCGCGCGCCGCCCUCUGGAGCCAGCUGGAGCCGCGCGCCUUCCUGCUGCUCAGCCUUGCGCGCUCCCAGCUCACCGGCACCGGCUGUCUGCUCUGCGUCUUCCUGCCCAAGCUGUGGUACGAGCAGCGGCGGUCGGCGAGCCGCGGGCAGUGCCUGGCUCAGGAGCUGUCGGCGCGCCUGCCGCUCGACGCCUUCCGGCCGGUGGACGGCGUCCCCACCGACGCCGACCUGGCCGAGAUCAACCUGGCCGACAUGAACCCCGACGACAUACGGGCGGAGCUGAAGCGGCUGUACACGCAGCUGGAGAUCCUGAAGAACAAGACGAUCCGCGCCGACAACCCACACAUCUCCAAGCGGCGCGGCGGCCGCAAGGUGGCUCACAGGCGCUUCUCCCUGCAGAAGAAGGGAAGUCGCGAGAAGGCCCUGCACCACCGCCAGCAGAGCCAGCAGCAGCAGGACGCCACCGAGACGGAGGUGUCGCGCACGCCCGAGGACUCGGUCUGCAGCAACGAGGGACCCAGCGCCGUCUACGCAGAGCUCGACCGCGACCUCCGGCCCUGAGGUUUCAGCCCCUCGCCCCGGAGGCCACCGCGCCGCGAGUGGUUCUGACGAGGCGGGGGGAGCACCGGCCCCGCGAGGGGACCCACCUGCGAAGAAGGCCUGCGCGCUGCCGCGAGGCAGAGCUGAUCCGACGUCGCCCUCUACCACUGUUCCUGGAGUGCUCCCGGGUGUACUCGGCUGUCACCAGUUUCUCCGUUACGAUCUCCCGUGUCGUUUCCAGAUUCUUCGUGCCUGUUUGACAUAAAUACGAUUCCAGUCAGCGAUCUUCAACAGCGUACCUGUUUAUCAGCCCCACCUACAGGUGGCAGCCCUGCUUUGGAACGGGAUCACUGCUCAAACCACUUCGGAAUAUGAACAAGCGAAUGACUCCGUGUCACAUACGACGACAACUAGGAGCCCUCCAACACUUACAUGGUGAUUCGCCUUCAGACGUCAAAUGGUGGAGAACACGAUGUACAACUUCCACUUAGGAUGUGCGUAACAGACUCAAACACGUGAACAGCAAAUCCUAUGAAAGUCUCCAGCACUGUCUCCAGGCAAAGACUAAGUCUGAAACUCCGAGCCCUAUUCUACUUGUGAAUCACACCAUACCUUUCAUCGUGUUGAUUUUCUAACUUUGGAUUGUCAGCAGCAUUGUUUCGCUCCAAAGGUAUAACGCCGGGUAUUUAUUACCUGACCACACGUAUGCUCUAGUCAACUCGUGGUGUUAAAGUAACGAAGGGCCUACAGAAAUAAAAUUGUUGCCUGUUGUCCUCGAAGCACCGUUGCCCAACUGGAUGAAUGCUCGACGUUACCAUUCUCAGCAGGUCUACAACAACGCCUUCACUUAUUCGACUGUUACUUUCUCUUCAAGAAUACUUACGGUGAAGUCUCAGCUGCCAUUCAUAUUUACUUAUAUCUUUAUAAGGGACUAUCCUAUCAUCCACAGAACGACAGCCAGGAAGCAUCACUGCAGCACCUGGAACGUUGUUCGCCGCUAGACUCGUCAACCUACAAGCUGAGUCAGCGUUCUCCAGUCUAUGUGUUGGUGCUAUAGUACCUCCAUCGACGUAGCACGCUCUUUCCUGUAGCAGAUCAACGUUCCCAGUCUCCCCUACGAAUCCUGACAGUAAAAAUCUGUUAUGAAAAGGAUGUAUAACUCAUCGCAGCAGCAUCAAGAAUCACACAAAUGUCGGAUGAAAGAGUCGUGAAAUUCUACAUUACAACUUUUUUCUUCUGUUCUGUAUACGACAUCGGUAUCUGGAAAUGAUACGCAGACAUGUUUAAUCUUACAAGCUAUUUUCAGAACAUUGGACACCUGUAAAAGCGUACGCUCGGACAGUGACAUCUAUUACAUAGGCAAACAUUGCCUGAAACCAGGACUAAAUUUGUGGCAGUGUCCUAAACUCUUAGCGAGCAUAUAAGAAUCAUGGAAUUCCAACACGUCAGCUCACGCUAAAGUCGACUAGAGAUUUUAUCUCAUUUGACGAGUCAUAGAGACUAACCGUGUAAAGAAGACAAGGAGAACUGUUUGGCGGACACAUUUAUAGAAUUCACUAGCGCACCGUGACACUGUGAAUCACCGUGUUCUAAUAGCAUUGCAAAUAAAGCGAUUUUCCAACAGCCUCUAAUAUCCAAAUGUCUAACCUGGCCCCACAUUUGUUUGCGAAGGAGUUGUUGGCCCAGAGAUCGGCUACAAGCCGAUUGGACUUUUGAUCAAAAACUACCAGCAUCACAAAAGGAUAUGAGAAUUACUGUUACGAAAGGGGUGGUAACGUAUCCUCUCAGUCAUCGCACCUGCGUUUUGGAAGCCAGUGACAUCUGUGACAUCAUUCGCAUCAGCUCUGGAAAUGUUGUUCUUUGCAAGAACGGUGCACAAAGUUUUAUCCGCCUGCAUUCCGGUAUCCUGGACGGAAGAGUUUGGAACCCAUGCUUCAUUCGGAGCUCUUGUUACGACUGCACUGUUCCUGCAAAUGCUCCAGGAUCUCAUCUACUGAGCGGAUAGACCAUCCACCAGAGAGUUUUGUUCCUGCGGGCACACUCGGGCAAGCCUGCAGCUCUGGGUGUGCUUCCAGUACAAAAUUAAAAAAAAAAAUGAAACUGACCAAUACACCCACUUUUUCCUCCACUGCUACACCUCUGAUACCAUAUCAUUAAAUUUACCUCACCUGGCACAGUGAGCUUUGGAAAUGCUCACACAAGAAUACGGACCAGCCAGCCACGUCAAUUGUGAAGUUCCGAACUCUGCGUACUAAUACUGUUUCCUCGAGAACUUCUUGGUCAAUGAACAAUUAACAAAAAGAAAUUGAAAGUGGUUACAAAGUACGCAAAGUGUUUCUGUACUCCUCACGUGUCUCGAACACUUAUUAUCGAUGUCUUAGAUAAGUGUGCGUUUAGAAGUAGACGCUUAGCAAGGGAAGCAAAGAAGAAUCAGGUGCUCUACUAGAAUCCUGUGCAUUUUACGAUGACGUAGUUAGUAUUACGCUGUGCAGCUUUUAUAGUGUAGCCACUCCCUAUGAACCAGUACGUCUAAGACGCCUCUUUGUCAGCACUCGCUAUACGAUUUUGGAACUGUGAAAUACAAACACAGAGGGACCACUGUUUUAGACGCAGAGUGAAAGCAGUGUGAGCGAAACUGCCAAGUAAAAGCGCAGCACAUUUUGCUCCUCCUUACUGCGUAGGGAACACCGGCAUAAACGGAUUAGGAAACCUCUGCGAUUCACUCUGUCACCACUGCUCAUGAUAUACGUAUUUCAGAAACAUUUGUCAAGCUAUUUCAAAAAUACCAUAUGUGGAACGAGACAAGAGAAGCUUUUGUAGAGUAAAAAGUAUAUGUAUAUUAGCUGGCUACUAGAUGAAAAAUUGUGCCAGAUUCGCUUCGAGCUGUUUCUGUUUUGUUACUGAAUCUAUUUUUGAAACGGGUGUUUAUCGGCAACCAUUGUUUUGGCCAGCAGUGGGCGGCUUGCAUCAGAGCUUCUAUAGUGGCAUUUUUACGUCAACGAUAAGCGGUGCCCCCUCCACAGGAGACACUUUUAGAGAGAGAGAGAGAGAGAGAGAGAGAGAGAGAGGGGGGGGGGGGGUGGCUCCUCCGAGAGCUUGUUGGCUGCCAGCAGUUUGUGAUUGUGUAGACGCCAAAGAUUACGCUUGAGCGAGAGUUAAUCAGCAGACCCUAAUUAACGCCAUAUACUACUCAUUACGUAUCUCAUCCCCAAUGUGAUAACGCCGAGCUUAUACAUGUGUAAAUGUUUCAUGGAAGGCAUCAGCUCAUACGCAUGUACAUAUCGGACAGGACAGCUUCACUCACUCCCAUUCUUCCAAACUACGCCCCCCGUCCAGUACGAUACCGCUACUUGUCAGGACAAGCUCAGACACGUCUCACUAUUGCUUUACGUCUGUAGAAAAGGUUCUUCUCCUUGAGCUAUGUGAAAUAUCAGAUAUUCAGACUUCUGUGGUCGACAAUAACGGUUAUAAGAUAAGGACGAAAAAUCAGACGCAUGAAGAUGCCCGAGAAGGUCCAUCACGAAAUCGCUUGACAUAUUUGGCUAUCGUCAGAUUUCUAGCACUGUGCAGUAGAGGUGGAGUGACCAGGGGGAAUCAAUAAAAGACUUGAUUUCUUUCCACGAUAGUCAGAAAUGCCUGUAGAGCAGUUUCAGUAACCUGUGUCAAGGGGACCUUACUGUCAACCCGGACAUCACUUUUCUAAGGCCUCUCAGUUCUGAGAUGGACUCGAAACAAUCGCGUUUGAAUAUUUGAAGAGUAUGGAACUGUGGAAAAUACAAGACGUCGAGCUGACACUGCGAAGUUAUGCAGCAAGAAACUCAAGAAGAUUCUAUGGUAUUGAUGUACCACAACAACUUUCCUAGACACAUGAAGCAUUUCAUCAGGUUUUCCCAUUUUUCCGUUUUUUACUACUAGCUGAAAAGGACCUGCUUCACUUGAUUUUUAUGGUCAUUUGUUUCUCACCUGUUUCAUUUCUUCACUGCUCUUUCUGUUUUACUCUUUUCAAAUCACCACUUGCAAGAUCUCUUCUUUUACGUUUAACACAUUGUUCAUUAUCUAAAACAACUUACUUUCACUUCAGUUUAUUUCGCUCUCUACCAUUCUCUCUUCUCCUUGGUCGCUAGACACAUUUGGUUAUGGGCAGAAUUUUAGCACUGUACAGCAUACUGGUGCAUGCGCCUCGCUAUCAUCUAUAUAAACUCUUCUGAGACGAAACGUAUCCUCACCGUAACAGCAUAUGGAAUACUCAAGGACAUUCUCGAACGUCCUCGACUACUCUGAAAGCACUAGACCGUUCUGGAACAUUGUAGAACAUACUAGAAAAUUCUAGAACAUUCUAGAGCAUUCUAAAAAGUGCUCUAGCGUUCUCCAAGGAACGUUUUGGCCUGUGUUGGUCACUUCAGCACUCGAGUCCUACCUGCUUCACCAGUUUCUGAUGAUAAAUUCAUUGUUGCAAUGUUGUCUUUUGACACCCGUAUCCUCCUACCCAGCCCCUGCAGUUAUAAAACGAAACCUUCUUCAUGGACUGGGGAUGAAGGGCUACCACACCAUAUAAACCUCUACGGGUGACGGGGUAGCGGCUUGCGUAGAUAAACCACACUUGUACUUAUUACAUAUAUUGAUGACCGACUCAAAAACUAAAUCCAUAAUAUCUUCACAUUCACUAGAAAAAGAACGCCUGGCGAUCCUUUGAAUGUAUGUGUAUCAGUGUGUUUGAGUACAUCCAGUAACCUGGUGGCACAGUCAUGACACUAAACUUAGGUAUUAGGACCAUUAGCCACUGUUGGCGUUUUUGCUUGGGAGCAAGGUUGUUUUUUAGGAAUAGUUAUGGUUCCCACUGUUCUACUUCACCAAGUGCUACAGAACUCGCUAAACCUCUAACGGUAGGACUUGGCUCGGCUGCAAUUCACGCAUUCAGUCUCUAUAGUGACUCUUGAUUCCUACAGCCACUUGUAGGACUGGGUUAUCACCACCACGUGGACUUGGCAGAUGCUGUCCGUGAUACUACCCAACAUUUGGAACCAUCUGUUCGUAGGUAAUUGUCACCAUAUCCUGGAAAUCCAAUUCUCCAAGAUGUUUCAUUGGGUCCUCGAGAUUGUUUUGACUACCAAUCACGAAUCUCCGUUCUGCUAGUUAAAGCCCCAUCCUCAACCCCCCUCCACUCCAACCACUACCCCCUCCCUCUAACCUCGGCCCGCUCACUUACUGUGAGGAGAGUAGCCUUGACGAACCGUGGUUUAACCUGCACCUUGCUCCUCUUAGCUGGUAUUUAGAAAGAAAAUCAUUAUUUGACUCUAGGGACACUGUCCUUGCCUUGCAGACCGCAUAACAUUAUUUCGAGCGCCCGCCAUUGGUCUCUUGACAUUUUAGGACACAAUCACCAUCAGCCCUUCGAAGAAAAGUUUCAUUGGACGCACAGUGCAGAUAACCCUUAGAACUCCCAUUAGUACGCAGUAGUACACCAUCGUUAACUGUAGAAAAUUUGUGACAAAGGUCGAAGACAGCUGAACUCUUAUAACUUCGGGUAAGAUGUAGAACACGAUUGUCGGAGAAAUUUAUGCCACGUUUUCACAAUUGCAAUGUAGGAUCACAGUCAGUGAGACGAGCGAGUUCAUUCUAAGUCUAAUUAGCAGCCAAAGGGGCCGACACAGGCAACGAAGAAGGAUAUUCUCAAUUAAAAAUAGCGGAGCACUUAAACUGCCUCAACGACGGUCUUGUUCAGGGUAGCUUGUCCCGGCAGUGUGGUAUCGCCGUAACCACACAGCACGAUCAAACCACAAGUAAAGCCUACCUUGCACCCACACAUAAAUUUCACAACUCGGUCCCAAAAUCUAAACUUCCUUUCUGUGGCCUCCCUCCACUCAUCUUCCACCUUUUAUCUUUCUCUGUCUAUCAGCGCCCACCUACAAUUUGAAAUACACUCAUAGCCUUUUGUAUAUACUCCUUUCUCAUUAAACUUGUCCAUUAAAAGAUGUUUUGUAUGUCAAAGAGAAAUUUUAAAUAAAAUGUUUUAUGUUGAAGAUAUAUAAAUGUAUGUACAAGAAAAAAUAUAUAUAUAUAUAUAC